GUCACGCCACGCGUGGCAACUCCUUAAUUAUUUUUUUUAAAAAAAAGCAGGGCAAGCUCGCCGAGUGGUUGAGUGAGCAUCAGCCGAUACAGAUAGCCCUCGCCCGCCGCCGGAGCCAGAAGAGCCGAGGGAAAUUGAAGAGGGGGGAAAAGAGGAGAGAGAUGCUGCAGGUGGAGGAGGCGCUGGCGGCGGUGCUGUCCGCCGCCGCGCCGGCCCGCGCCGCGCCGCGCGACGUGCCGCUGCACGAGGCGCUCGGCCUCGUCCUCGCCGAGGACGUCCGCGCGCCCGACCCGCUCCCUCCCUUCCGCGCCUCCAUCAAGGACGGGUACGCCGUCGUGGCCUCCGACGGGCCCGGGGAGUACCCGGUGAUUACGGAGUCGAGGGCCGGCAACGACGCCCUCGGCGUGGUCGUUGCCCCGGGCACGGUCGCCUACGUCACCACCGGAGGGCCGAUUCCCGAUGGUGCUGAUGCCGUCGUGCAAGUGGAGGACACCGAGCAGGUCCCCGCCGGAGCAGAUGGGUCCAAGAGGGUUAGGAUUUUGGUGCGGGCUGCUGAGGGGCAAGACAUCCGCAAUGUGGGAUGUGACAUAGAGAAGGAUUCGAUAGUGCUUAUGUCUGGUGAGCACAUUGGUCCUGCAGAAAUUGGGCUACUUGCAACAGUGGGUGUGACUACUGUCAAGGUAUACCCUCGACCAACCAUUGCUGUAUUUUCCACAGGGGAUGAACUAGUGCAGCCAGCAACUGCCACCCUCAGUCGUGGUCAGAUUCGUGAUUCCAACCGCGCCAUGCUUCUAGCUGCUGCCGUUCAGCAGAAAUGCAAAGUGGUUGACCUGGGUAUUGCACAAGACACUGAAGAAAGUCUUAAAGAGCACAUGGAUGCAGCACUACGUUCUGAUGCUGAUAUAAUCCUUACUUCUGGUGGUGUUUCCAUGGGUGACAGAGAUCUUGUCAAACCCUGCCUAGCAAAGAUGGGUAAAAUUCACUUUGAGAAGAUCCGAAUGAAACCAGGAAAGCCAUUAACAUUUGCUGAGAUCAUCACACAAGACACAUCGAAGCCAUCUAAAACAGUUCUGGCAUUUGGUUUGCCUGGAAACCCAGUGAGCUGUAUGGUUUGCUUCAAUCUUUUUGUUAGUCCUGCAAUUCGUCUCCUCUCAGGUUGGUCAAAUCCUCAUCUGCAAAGAGUGCAUGUGCGCCUAUCACAUCCUUUAAGAGAAGACCCACAUCGCACAGAGUUUCACCGAGCAGUAAUCAGAUGGGUGCUUGAUGAUGGAUCUGGUAGACCUGGUUAUAUAGCUGAGAGCACUGGUCAUCAGGCUAGUAGCCGCCUCCUAAGUAUGAAGUCCGCAAAUGCUCUGCUGGAGGUACCAUCGACUGGGCAGAUAUUGGCAGCUGGAACAUCUAUCCAAGCUAUACUUAUUUCAGACAUAAUUAGUUAUCCUUCAGAUAAACCACCCGCUGCUUCAGAUACACGUCCAUCUCAUUUUGCUCCAUCUUCAAAAAGUAUUUCCAUGGAUGUACCUCAGUUUGCAGCUUCUCAAGAUGCUGAAGUUAAAGUAGCAAUUCUGACAGUAAGUGACACUGUUUCAUCUGGUGCUGGCCCUGAUAGGAGUGGCCCAAGAGCUGUAUCUGUAGUGAAUUCUUCAUCAGAGAAACUGGGUGGAGCAACCGUGGUUGCUACUGCCGUUGUUCCUGAUGAAGUGGACAAGAUCAAGGGCAUUCUAGUACAAUGGAGUGAUGUCGACCAUGUUAACCUCAUUCUGACAUUAGGUGGUACUGGCUUCACACCUAGAGAUGUCACACCAGAAGCAACAAAAUCUGUGAUAGAGAAAGAAGCACCAGGUCUCACAUUUGUUAUGCUUCAAGAGAGUUUGAAGAUUACACCAUUCGCAAUGUUAUCCCGGGCAACGGCUGGAAUUAGAGGAUCGACUCUUAUCAUCAACAUGCCUGGCAACCCAAAUGCUGUGGCGGAGUGCAUGGAAGCGCUCCUCCCGGCGCUCAAGCAUGCCCUUAAGCAGAUAAAGGGUGACAAAAGGGAGAAGCACCCCCGCCACACCCCUCAUGCUGCAGCAGCACCGGUGGACCAGUGGGAGCGGAGCUACAGAGCCGCGUCGGCUGGCAGUGGUCGGGGCUGCUCUUGCGAACCCUGAUCGAUACCCAACAGAGCUGGGGAACCAACACUCGAGAUAGUAGGAGAGCUCUGUUCAUCCGUGCUCCUCUGGAUGCCUGCGCCAGUUCGAUGUUGAAGUUUAGGUUCCGUUUGUUGUGAUGUCCUCUGAAGAUGCUGAACUCCUGCGUUACAUCUCGCCGUCACUUGUUCGAGAACUUCACUGUGUUUCAAAUAAAGUACAGCACCAGUUUUAAAAAUGACCUUUUUCAGAGCUUCAAAA
This is a messenger RNA of Panicum hallii, 2387 nucleotides long. RefSeq names its product molybdopterin biosynthesis protein CNX1. Gene Ontology annotation, cellular component: cytosol; cytoplasm. Gene Ontology annotation, biological process: molybdenum incorporation into molybdenum-molybdopterin complex; Mo-molybdopterin cofactor biosynthetic process. Gene Ontology annotation, molecular function: molybdopterin molybdotransferase activity. The record is from RefSeq and is a predicted model, not a curated record. Bases 162 to 2147 code for a protein of 661 amino acids. Lineage: Eukaryota; Viridiplantae; Streptophyta; Magnoliopsida; Poales; Poaceae. The transcript is spliced from 13 exons.